GCCAAUUCUCCACCCGUCAUUGUCAACACUGACACAUUAGAACCACCAGCUUAUGUAAAUGGAACCGAAGGCGAGAUGGAAUAUGAAGAGAUCACUCUAGAGAGGGGCAACUCCGGGCUGGGCUUCAGCAUCGCCGGCGGCACCGACAAUCCUCACGUUGGCGACGACCCCAGUAUUUUCAUCACCAAAAUCAUCCCCGGAGGGGCGGCUGCUCAAGAUGGCAGAUUACGAGUGAAUGACAGCAUCCUCUUUGUGAACGAUGUGGACGUCCGGGAAGUGACCCACAGCACGGCAGUGGAGGCGCUGAAGGAGGCGGGCUCCAUCGUGCGGCUCUACGUCAUGCGCAGGAAACCGCUGGCGGAGAAGGUGAUCGAGAUUAAGCUGAUCAAAGGCCCUAAAGGGCUGGGCUUCAGCAUUGCGGGCGGUGUUGGCAACCAGCACAUUCCUGGGGACAACAGUAUCUACGUCACCAAAAUCAUUGAGGGCGGGGCAGCCCACAAGGAUGGGCAGCUGCAGAUCGGGGACAAAAUCCUAGCGGUAAACAAUGUGAGCCUGGAGGACGUCAUGCAUGAAGAUGCGGUGGCAGCUCUGAAGAACACCUUUGACGUUGUGUACCUGAAGGUGGCCAAGCCCACCACCCUUGACUUGAAUGACUCUUAUGCGCCCCCUGACCUCACUUCCUGUGAGUGGCUUCCUGCUCCUUCCUCUUCAUCUCUCCACCUUCCCCCUCUUAGAGAACCUCAUAACAGAG
Messenger RNA from Notechis scutatus (mainland tiger snake), 751 nucleotides. Lineage: Eukaryota; Metazoa; Chordata; Lepidosauria; Squamata; Elapidae. The record is from RefSeq and is a predicted model, not a curated record.